UACUAGUACCACCCCGCGACGCAUCUCCAUCCUGCCCUGCGACCACUUUCGAGGCCGUAUAUUCUGCAGGCCGUGGAACAGAACUGAUCAAUAAAUCUUGGGAGGUACCAAUAGCGUGGAAUACUGCAACUUUAUCCUUACCCUCAAACGACCGACAUACGUACACCCGACUCGGACAUCGCGGAGGCGCCAGGGUCAGCGCAAGUGUUGUGAUAAAACAAGCCUGGCAGCAUUGGGCAACAAAGCGCACACUCCUCGAGGACCUCCAGUACAGCUUCUAUUGUAACAACUAGCAAGGCUCCUAGUAUGGCGUCCCAAGCGCCUAUGCUCUCGUCUCCUCUGAAACAAACCAACGAAGUCGACUGGAUACAUCCACUCAAAGGGUACAUCAGACAGACCUAUGGCGAUGACCCUGAGAGGUACUCGGAAGAAUGCGCAACUCUGAACAGGCUUCGGCAGGACAUGAGAGGAGCUGGGAAAGACAGCGCGGCAGGGCGAGACCUGUUGUACAGAUACUAUGGGCAACUGGAGCUAUUGGACCUCAGAUUUCCCGUGGAUGAAAACCAUAUCAAGAUACAAUUCACUUGGUUCGACGCAUUCACGCAUAAACCUACCUCUCAAUACUCCCUGGCGUAUGAAAAGGCUUCCAUAAUAUUCAACAUAUCCGCCGUACUGUCAUGCCAUGCGGCACUUCAGAAUAGAUAUGAAGAUACAGGAUUAAAGACUGCAUACCACUCUUUCCAAGCGUCUGCUGGGAUGUUUACCUAUAUCAACGAGAACUUCCUUCACGCACCGUCAACCGAUCUAAGCCGAGAAACUGUAAAGACGCUUAUCGCUAUCAUGCUGGCGCAAGGACAAGAGGUUUUCCUUGAAAAGCAAGUCGCAGAUGGCAAGAAAGUUGGGCUUCUGGCGAAACUCGCCAGUCAAGCAUCGUAUCUAUAUGGACAAGCUCAAGAGGGUGUUCAGGAGAACGUCACGAAAGCUGUCUUUGAAAAAGUGUGGUAUCAAGUCGUCCAGAUCAAGACAAAAUAUAUGGUAUCGAUGGCCCAUUAUUACCAAGCUAUAGCAGAUAACGAUGCGAAUUCUCAUGGAGUAGCGAUAUGUCGAUUGCAGGUCGCUGAGGCUGAAGCACGAGAAGCCAGUAAAAUAGCCUGCUCGUUUCCCAGUUCUGUACCUGCAAACGCAAAUUUGAGCUCUGAGACUGGGCAAUUACUAGCGGAGAUGACAAAAAAGCACCUAGCAAACGUUCAAGAGAAGCUUCAAGAGUUUACCAAGGACAACGACUUCAUAUACCACGCGGUCGUACCAGCCGAGGCAACACUACCAUCAAUACCGAAGCUCCCAGCGGCAAAAGCAAUACCAGUCAGCGAACUAUAUCAAGGGCAAGAUAUCCAGCGCAUUAUAGGCCCAGAUAUCUUUCAGAAAAUUGUGCCUAUGUCUGUGACUGAACAAGCAAGUAUGUACGAUGAAGAAAAAGCCAAGCUCAUUCGAGCGGAAAGCGAACGGGUUGAGAUUGCCAACGAUGAGAUGGCUGCAAGUCUUGAUUACUUGAAACUACCAGAAAGCCUGAAUAUCUUAAAGGGGGGCAUGGAUCAAGAUCAGAUCGUUGAUAGCGAGUUCAGGCGGUGGUGCGAAGAGCUCGCAGGUCACCAACCUUUUACAGGCGCAUUCGAUCAACUCCAGUCAGACAAGUCGCAAAUAUCGGGUCUCUUAGAUACAAGUCAAAAGCAAUUGGAUAUGGAGGAAAGCGUAUGCGAGAAGAUGAGAUCGAAAUACGGCGCAGAGUGGUCUCAGCAGCCAAGCUCACGACUUACAGCGACACUACGGAGCGACAUAAGGAAUUACCGAGGAGCCGUCGAAGAGGCGAGUACAAGUGAUGCGCAGCUUUACAGCACAUUCAGACAAUAUGAGUCUGAUUUCGACGAAAUGCGGUCCGCUGGUGAGGUAGACGAGGCAGAUGUCUUAUACCAAAGGGCAUUGAUCAAAGCAGGAGCCUCGAGAGGGAAAGGGAAAGGGGUCGGGAGCCCUGCAAUUGGCGUUGAAGGGAGCCUUCUGGAUGAUGAUUUCGAAGGGGGACCGAGUGUGGCUGAGCAAAUACACAAGGUUGAGGAGCUCAUGCGGAAGUUGAGUUUGAUCAAAAGAGAGCGUGCGUCUAAUUUGAAGGAUCUGAAAGAAAAGGUCCACACUGACGAUAUCUCCAACGUUCUCAUCCUCAAUAAGAAGGCUACUGGCCAGGAGAACCAGAUCUUCAAAGUCGAACUCGAGAAGUUCAGACCGCUGCAAAACCGCAUCUCUCAAGCAAAUCACAAACAAACGUUUGUUCUUAAGGAGCUAACUUCAACAUACAAUGAUCUUCUACAAGACAAACGUGUACGGUCAGAGCAAACCAAGUAUGAGGCGUUCUCGCGGCAGCGGAAUUCCGUGAUGAGCAAAUAUCGCAAAACUUUCCAAGCCUUCAAUGAUCUCAUACAAGGUCUAAUGAGGGCACAAGCAUUCUACACGGAGAUGAAGGAGACUGUCGAAAGUCUUCAAAAGAACGUCGAGACCUUCGUCAACAAUCGUAGAUCCGAAGGUGGACAGUUGCUAUCAUCGAUCGAGAACGCGAAAGCAAGCCAAGGCAGUGCUCAAGCAGACCAAGAACGAAAACGGAUCGAAGAGCUCAUGCAGCGAAUGUCCAUGGAGCCGCCUCAAUCGCCGCUCAAACCAAAACAAACGCCACGACCUCCAAACUUACAAAAUAUCCCUACCUACAACUCAGCCUAUCAACCUACGCCAUCACCCCGCUACAACCCCGGUGCUCCUCAAACAACCACUCAGUACGGCCAGCCUAUGCAGUCACCCCCUCCGGGCGCUACGUUUUCAAAUGGCUCAUACAACCCGGUUCAGCAUCAACCCCCUCGGCGCGAAUCGUACCAGCAACGUGAGCCCUACAACCCAAACGCAUACGGCCCUGUGUCCCCUCCUCCUACCCAGCAAUACUUCAAUGCCCCUCCGCACGCACAACAACACCAGCCAUACACGGGAUACCAGAGCUCCACACCGCAGCCCCACCAGCAGCAACAGCAUCAGCAUCAGCAUCAGCAUCAGCAUCAGCAUCAGCAGCACCAGCACCAGCAAGUCCAGCACCAGCAAUAUCCCGGCAUGCCUCAAGGAUACGUGCCUCCACCCCCACCCCCUGGUCCCCCACCUCAGCAAGACUACUCUGCCAUGCAGGCACAGAACUACCCGAAUGGCCCAGGAGGCUAUACGCAUCACCAAACGAGGCAGAGCGGCCAGGGCCAGGGCAGUCAACAAGAUCCGUGGGCGGGGAUUCAGGCGUGGCGGUGAAAAGCGUGGUCGUUGGCAGUGCAUAUUUUUUUUUCUUCAAGAUUUUAUCAGCGUUUCAUUGUUUCUGUGCACUUGAGCGAGUCUGAGGAGUCUGAUCAUGGAUGCACGGAUGGAUGAUUGGGUUGUAUGGGUAAGCGUACUGGGAUGCAUAUGCAUAGAAUAGCUAGUCUUGGCAUAUAUAUACAUAUAUCCUCUUUUUUUUCCAAUGAUGUCCUCCAGAGACUAAGCUUGUUAUACGUCUCAAAGUGGUGAUGCUAUGUGACGCGUUCAUGCGUAGAAUCAAUUCUUAUAUUUCCCUUAGUAUCAUUUUACAAUUCCAACUCCGUAACACCGCAAUAUGAGGGGUAUCGUAUCUCUCCUCUUCCCUGGCCAUCAUACAAGAAUGAUGGCAUCUCCAGCAUCCACAAAAACGUAAUGCUCGUUCAACGAAU
This is a messenger RNA of Pseudovirgaria hyperparasitica, 3758 nucleotides long. RefSeq names its product vacuolar sorting-associated protein. Gene Ontology annotation, biological process: protein transport to vacuole involved in ubiquitin-dependent protein catabolic process via the multivesicular body sorting pathway. The transcript has 4 exons. Gene Ontology annotation, molecular function: protein binding. Bases 307 to 3327 code for a protein of 1006 amino acids. Gene Ontology annotation, cellular component: endosome. The record is from RefSeq and is a predicted model, not a curated record. NCBI's taxonomy places the organism in Eukaryota, Fungi, Ascomycota, Dothideomycetes, Acrospermales, Acrospermaceae.